Messenger RNA from Durio zibethinus, 1159 nucleotides. RefSeq names its product transcription factor bHLH51-like. Gene Ontology annotation, biological process: regulation of DNA-templated transcription. The record is from RefSeq and is a predicted model, not a curated record. Gene Ontology annotation, molecular function: protein dimerization activity; DNA-binding transcription factor activity. Lineage: Eukaryota; Viridiplantae; Streptophyta; Magnoliopsida; Malvales; Malvaceae.
AUUUUAAUUCACAAAAAAUGCUUCAAUGACGAUAUAACACUUAUAUACCAAAUCGAAUUCGAAUACACAAACGAGCCAAGAGUCGUUACUUCUCUCUGGGAACAUAUCACAAAAAAUGACCUUUUCCUCUCCCUGCUUCAUGAUCUAUAAAGCUUCAGUUGGCUUGAAAAAGUUUAUCUAAAUAAAUCCUUGUUGAGUUGACAGCCGAAUACGGCCAAACACAAUUUUCAUUUGACCCAUCAAAAGUUAAAAGAUAUCACACCAAUCACUAUCGGGAUAUGAAGAUCACACAUUAUUAGCUCAAGGAACAGUGCUCUAGAUGCCUGAUAAAAGCAGGUGGAUUCCGGAUUGUUGGAUUUUAGAACUCUUACUGUUAACUUUGGCUAUGGAGAAUAGUUAUCAUUCUAGCUGGCCUGACGCUGAAAAUUGGGCUGAUUUCAGUGCUGCACCAAGCAACGAGUCUUCUUUCAUAGUCCCAUGGCCGAUAGAGCCUCAUUUUUCUGCCUCUAGUUCAGUUAAAUGCCAUGAUUUCCCUUUGUGGGCAAUACCGACUGAAGUAGUUGCAGAGGAUAGAGCUACUACUGUUUCCAAGAGCCAUAGACAAGCUGAGAAACGGCGUAGGGACAGAAUUAAUGCACAGCUUGCAGCUCUCAGGAAACUGAUUCCCAUGUCUGACAAGAUGGACAAGGCAGCUCUAUUGGGAAGUGCAAUAGAGCAUGUAAAGGAUUUAAAGCGAAAAGCAACAGAAAUCAGCAAAGCUUUCAAUAUACCGACAGAAAUUGAUGAAGUAACUGUAGAUUGUGAUCUUCCUGAAGACAUAAGCCCCACCAAUACCAAUCAAAGCAAGGACAAGAUCUUCAUCAGGGCUUCUGUUUGUUGUGAUGAUCGGCCAGGAGUGUUCGCGGAGGUCCUCCGAGUCCUCAAAGGCCUAAGGCUAAGCACAGUUAAAGCUGAUAUUUCAAGUGUAGGUGGAAGAAUGAAAAGCAACUUGAUCCUUUGCAAUGAAAACAGUGAUGAAGAUCAGAGUGUUUCACCAAGCACUCUAAAGCAGUCCCUGGAUGUGGUUUUAAGCAGGAUUGCUUCAUCAUCAACAGGAUCAAAUUGUCGCAUCAGAAGCAAAAGGCAAAGGUUGUUCUUGCCUUCUCAGUUUACACGUUAA